UUCGGGACGCUGAAGGAUGUCGCGGAUGCAAAUUCGAGGAACUAUGCGUAUGGCUACAUGGACGAGCCCUUCAGCCUCCGCGUUAAUCGACCGGGUUGUGAGUUCGACGGACCCAUCUUACCUAAUCGCAACAGCCACAAGUCCCAAGUAUGGAACGCGAAGAAACAUGACUUGCGCUGGGAGUUACAUACGCGACUCCAACAGUGGUACAACAGCGCGUCUGUGUCAGGCUUUGGCGACGUGCGCGAGCAGGUGACCAAGAUCGACGAGAGUGUCCGCACCGCACGCGAAAUCAACACCUCCGAGUUCACGGUGGGAGACGAGCUGCUCCGACGUGUCGAGAAUAUCUGGAAGGAACAAUUCGUACCCGGCUGCGACGUGCGUGCCGAACCCUACAAGAUUCAUCUCUACGGCCCGGGCGGCCACUUCGACACACACCGCGACACUCCGCAGAAAGACCUCAUGGGCACGUUUCUGGUGGGCCUCGGCGACACUGCGGACCAUGGCGCCCUCGUGGUCGAUGGCAAGCAUUUGAAAGCGCAUCCAGGAUCGUGGUGCGCGUUUUACCCGGAUGUGCCGCACGAGGUGACAAGACUGUCCGAUGGCUACCGCGCCGUGGUCGCCUUCAAAAUCUUCCGUGCUUCAAGUUCUACAGGGGCGGGGGAUGGCGACACCCAGAAGACGGCGGAGGUGCGUCGACGGCUUGCAGAGGUCGUGCCGAAGAUGAAGGCCCCGUAUGGCCUCCUGCUUGAACACAAGUACUGCCUGGGUACGGACGAGUUCAGCGGCUUCGAUGGGCUCCUGGUAGACGCAGUGCGCGCCCAUUCUUCAGGCAGGUUCGAUGUUCACCACCUCCCCGUCGUGGUCAGCUCGUGGUCCGUGUGGGGCUCAGAAAACGACGACCCUUACGAAGAAUACGCCGUCCAUUGCUCCACGAAUGUGUACCCUUUCACGAACGGCCACAUCGACUACUUGAACUCGGUCCCGGCGGAAAAAUCAUAUGGCAGCGCCACCCACACAGCCUGCGGAUGUGCCUGGUUGGAGGACGUGAAGGACCUCCAAUUCUACGCCGUGGACCUUUCGCGGCGGACCAUGUUCCCUUUCAAGCACGAGACGAAUGAGACAUGCAACCAUGUCGGGAACGAGGCGCAGGCUUGGCGAGAAGAUAGUGUAUAUCUAUCAUACGCGCUACUAGUGUUGCCCAACACGACCGCAAAGGAAGGAGCGGAAGAGGUGUCUGAGGAGGAUGGAGUUGAAGGAUUAGAAGAGGAGGAUGAGGAUGAAGAAGGAUCGUAUGUGCCCUCGGAGGAAGAGGACGGGGAAGAAGAGGAGGAUUCGGAAGAUGAUGAGUCGGGAGAGGAAGCAUCGGAGGGGUAA
This is a messenger RNA of Trametes versicolor FP-101664 SS1, 1377 nucleotides long. RefSeq lists its product as uncharacterized. Lineage: Eukaryota; Fungi; Basidiomycota; Agaricomycetes; Polyporales; Polyporaceae. The transcript has a single exon. The record is from RefSeq and is a predicted model, not a curated record. The annotation marks the transcript as partial.